AUGGAAGUGCCACAGCAGCAGCCACCGCGAUAUGACCAGGAAGAGGUGGAUGUGAGACAACAGGACACCACCGCAGGGGCCAAUCAGGGCGAACCACGCUCGGGCGGGGUGGAUUUCUCAGUGGUGCAGGAGUCACGAGUGUUGCGUCUUCACGGGCUGCCAUACUCUGUGCAGGAGGAAACCAUUCGCGCCUUUUUUGCGGACUUUGAGCUGGCCGACGAAGAUGCUGUGUUGCACUUCACGGAGGGGCUGCACCGUGGCACUGGUUUUAUCCGCCUGAAGAACGCCGAGGAUGUGGAGGAGGCCAUCAAGAAGCUUCACCGCCACCACAUUGACUCCAACCGCUACGUAGAGGUUACUGCAUCGACCGAGGAGGAGCGUCAGCGGACACUGGAACAGCAAGAGCAGGGAUGCAAGACGCAUGUCCUUCGGCUACGGGGGCUGCCUUUUAAUUCCACAGAGGAAGAUGUGAGGGAGUUUAUCAAGUCCGUCUCAGGUGUCACUCGCGUGGAUAUCUGCCGAGACUUGGAAGGCCGCAACACGGGGGAUGCGUUUAUUCAGCUUGCUACGGAAGAAGAUGUUGAGGAAACAAAGCAGCUUCACAAUAAAACAAUGGGUUCACGCUAUAUCGAGGUAUUGCCAUCCACAAUGUAUGAUCGAGAUGCCAUUAUGCGAGCUGCCAGUUUGCGUGCACGCCGUGAUCGUCGUGGGGCACGUGCUGGUGAGAGUCCUCAGAUGGGUUCUCGCUACUAUGGCAAUGGUGCUGCACCUGGUGCAAUGCAAAUGUUGGCACCGAACUUUUUUGACCCUUUUCUUGCGGCUGCGUGCAUGGGAUAUAUGCCUCAGGUGGCCUUUGGGAAUGAGUUUCAGCAAAACACGUAUGACCGCGGUGGUAUGCCUCAGGGCGCACCGUAUGGGGUCGCGGGUGGUCCCCAACCGCUGUUUCCGAUGUUUCCCGGCCAACCACCGAUGAUGACGCCGCGUGCGCCGAGUGCCCACGUAGUUCGCAUUCGCGGUGUGCCGUAUUCAGCGACAGAGGAGUCCAUAGCGGAGUUCUUUGCAGGGGUGAAGAUCCCGCCUCAGGGGGUUCACAUGGUGUACAACGAGCAAAACCGACCCACGGGGGAGGCCUUUGUGGAACUGGAGAAUGACUCGGAUGUGGUGGCAGCCCUGGAACGAAACGGUGGCGCCAUGGGGAACCGCUACAUUGAGGUUUUUCAGAGUAGCGUGGCGGCGAUGCAGCGGUUAGGAAGUCCACUCACAGGGAUGAACAUGAUGCAGUAUCCUAUGCCGGGUCUGGGCAUCAUGCCACAGUCGUACUGCUGA
Messenger RNA from Trypanosoma rangeli, 1326 nucleotides. RefSeq names its product putative heterogeneous nuclear ribonucleoprotein H/F. The record is from RefSeq and is a predicted model, not a curated record. Gene Ontology annotation, biological process: regulation of RNA splicing. The coding region runs from base 1 to 1326 and encodes 441 amino acids. The transcript has a single exon. NCBI's taxonomy places the organism in Eukaryota, Euglenozoa, Kinetoplastea, Trypanosomatida, Trypanosomatidae. Gene Ontology annotation, molecular function: RNA binding. Gene Ontology annotation, cellular component: nucleoplasm; ribonucleoprotein complex.